This is a messenger RNA of Girardinichthys multiradiatus, 1375 nucleotides long. RefSeq names its product non-histone chromosomal protein HMG-like (gene hmgn1b). Gene Ontology annotation, molecular function: nucleosomal DNA binding. Gene Ontology annotation, cellular component: nucleus; chromatin. The coding region runs from base 176 to 451 and encodes 91 amino acids. The record is from RefSeq and is a predicted model, not a curated record. NCBI's taxonomy places the organism in Eukaryota, Metazoa, Chordata, Actinopteri, Cyprinodontiformes, Goodeidae. The transcript is spliced from 6 exons.
AAUCCGGUUUGAGCUAGUUUUCCCUUCCAAUUGAACAGUAACGUCUCGCUGCGCUGUAUUAGACUGUAUUGGCACAGUUUUUCCAGAAUAUACCACUGUAUUUUCUGUUUCAGUUACUUUAAUUCGGCUCUUUUUCAUUUUUUUUGUUAAAAAAAACUCCCCACACAAACCAACAAUGCCUAAAAGGAGCAAAGCGGCGGCAGCAGCAGGAGGCGACUCAGCACCCAAGAGGAGAUCUCUUAGGUUGAAAGAUAAGCCUGCACCUGCAAAGGCAGAGGCCAAACCCAAGCCAAAGAAGGGACCUGCUAAGGCUAAGAAAGCCAAGGAAGUGGAAAAGGCCAAGCCUGAGGAAAAAGCACCAGAGGCCCCUGCUGAAAAUGGUGAAGCCAAAGCUGAGGACGAGGCUCCCGCUACGAACGCAGCCGAUCAGAAAGAUGAGGCAGCUGAAUAACAUCACCCAAGCUCUGUCUUUUACCAGUGCUCCCUGUACCUCUUUUCUUGUACAAUUCAGGGGAAUAUUUUUAUCAACUAUUUUCUAAAUACAGGUUUUUUAGUAGUUUGAUUGUAGAAAACACUUUUUUUUAAAACAAAACAAAAACAUCAAUUUGGACACAGGGAAAUUCAUCAAACCCCUCAAUUUUGCAUCAACAUAAAUUUGCGGUCAUUGUUACUGUCAGUGGAUUUCAUUUCAAUUUUAAAUGUGAAGGAGGGGAGGGUAUGGGGUGGGCUAGUGCUUCAAACACGGAAGCUUGACGAGCAGGGGCAACAACUGGAAGAGCUUACCUGCGUGGAGUACAUUCCAUAAGCUUUAUAAGGGACUGUCUGUAGUGUGUGCUGGGGUAGGGGUGGAUGUCACCGUACAACUCAUUGUUUUUUCUUGUUUAUAUUGAAGAACAGUGUUUUUAGAAUGUUUGUAAGUUUGUUUUGUUUUUCCCUCUUUGGUUAUUCAUGUAUUCAUGCAGUUUUCCUAACCAAUUUAAUCAAUAAAUCCUCAAAUUCCUAGUGCUGCAGCUCUCCCAUUUGAAACUGCAUCGCAUUUGUUGGUUGUGUCUGUCGUGUGAUAGCAUUGCAAUAAAUUUGUAUAGCUGCUGUGAAAAGAGUUUUCAGUCUGCAGUGUGUAACGGUACAUUGUAAGGAUGGUGAAAAAGGAAUUUGUUCUUAGCCACGCUAAAGUAGUAUUUACAUUAACAAGCAAACUGCUGAGGCUGGCUUCUUUACAGCCAACAGACAAACUGUACUUUCACACCAACAGUAGCCAUAUUUCUGUGGGUUUUAGGUGUUUGUAUCAAGUCCACCUGUGUUUUUUUUAUUUGCCUAGCAAUGUACUUGUGUAAUGAUUGUUAACAAACCAAUAAAACUCAGUUGCUAGCUGUUA